Camelina sativa (false flax) is the source of this 1317-nucleotide messenger RNA. RefSeq names its product Galactose oxidase/kelch repeat superfamily protein. NCBI's taxonomy places the organism in Eukaryota, Viridiplantae, Streptophyta, Magnoliopsida, Brassicales, Brassicaceae. Gene Ontology annotation, molecular function: protein binding. The record is from RefSeq and is a predicted model, not a curated record.
UCCUAAUGAGCUUAGGACUGAGAUAACUCCUUAUAAAAAGAUAUUUUUAGAAGCUUACGGAGGAAAAACAAAGACCUUAAACACUAAGAGAGAAAAGGUGAUCGGCAACAUGAAUGAUGGAGAAGACCCAUCGGUUGAAACAAUUCUGAUGCUUCCUGAUGAUUUACUAUUAAACUGCUUAGCUCGCGUCUCAAGAUCAUACUAUCCAACUCUCUCAUUAGUCUGUAACAAAUUUCACUCUAUCCUUGCUUCAACAGAGCUUGGCCAAACCCGAGUCCUCUUAGGCUGCACCCAGAGUUGUCUCUACGUGUGCUUACGACUCCGCACAGAUUCUAAACUACUACGUUGGUUCAUUCUCGGCCAGAGACAAAAUAGUUCCAGAAAAGUUUUGGUCCCAAUUUUGUCUCCCAAUAUAACUUCCGCGGGUGUUGCGGUGGUUGGUCCUAAUAUCUAUGCCAUCGGCGGUGGAAUAAGGAAUAAUACUUCGUCUAGCGUUAUGGUCAUGGACUCUCGUUCUCACACAUGGCGUGAAGCUCCAAGCAUGCGGGUGGCCCGCAAGUUCCCAUCUGUUUGCACCCUUGAUGGAAAAAUAUAUGUAAUGGGAGGCUGCGACAAUCUCGAUUCAACGAAUUGGAUGGAGGUUUUUGAUACGAAUACUCAAACUUGGGAGUUUUUACAGAUCCCUAGCGAGGAGAUAUGUGGAGGCUCUAAUUACGAAAGUGUAAGGUAUGAAGGAACCGUCUACGUGUGGUCUGAGGCAAAGAAUGUGACUUACAAGCUACAUGAAGAUAGAUGGAGUGUGGCAGACAUGUACGACAAUAAGAAUAGGACAUGGGGUUGGCUAUCAUCAUCUUAUUGUGUGAUAGAAAAUGUGUUUUACUGUUUUUUAAUCAAUAAGAUCCGUUGGUAUGAACCCAAAGAAAGAGCAUGGGCAACUUUAAAGGGUUUGGAAGGAUUGCCUACCUUGCCUUGUAAUGGCCAUGUUUUAUUGGCGGAUUAUGGUGGGAAAAUGUUGAUUUUGUGGGAGGAAUAUGUGGUUGUUAAGGAGAAGAAAAUGAUUUGGUGUGCAGAAAUUACGAUUGAAAAGCGCCAGAAUGGAGAAAUUUGGGGAACACUGGAGUGGUUUGACAAUGUGUUUAUGUCGAAUGGGCCAAACGGUUUGAUGGGAUUAGCGCAUGCUCUUUCUACUACGGUUUGGUGAAUUGACUCAUGAUUGCCAUAAAUUUCAUUUUGUUUUGACUUUUCCUUAUUAAUAUUCUUGUCAACCCAAUUCAUUUUGUUUUUGAUAUUCUUGUCAACCCGAGACCUUGGAGAAUU